GAAGGGAGGGCAGAGGAGGUGAGGUGAGCUGCUCGUUGCCGGCGACCUGUUGAGCAUGUCAGUGUGAGUCUGUGUGCGACCCGGCCACGGAGAACACCACUGUCCCUGUGAAGAUGGUGAUGGUGAUGCCACAGAACCACACCGGAGAACCCCUUCCUUACAUAGACAAGUCAGGAAUGGAACAGCUGCCUGGCAAUGAAUCAGAAGUACUUGGACAGGAGCAGUCUGAGCCACAUAACGAAGAGAAGGAGAAGCAGGGGCAGGAGGAGCGGGAGAAGUCUUCACCUGAGACACGAGGAUCAGAGAAUGAAGAAAACUCCAAAAAAGAGAUGCAUCGUCUUGUAGUACCUUACGACACUUCACACGGACCGGAUUCUCUCACGAUGCCUCACACUCAUGUAAAGGAAGAGAGCAUUUUAGAAGAUUCUAUCGGCUCUGCGAGGCACAGGCCCACUGAAGAGCUGCAGCCUCAGAGAGACAGAGGAGAGCAGGGGCGUGUGGAGGCUUCUACUCCUAAGCUUUUGAUAGGGUGUUGCAGCAGGGCGCUGGAGAAAGCGACAAAGUACCUCCACCAGCCGUGUGAUCCCACCUCCCUGGCCGCCGUCAGGAUAAUGUUUGGGGUGCUGAUGGUGCUGGACAUGGUGCAGGAGCGGGGCAUGGGUGAAGCUGACGUCCGUUGGGGCGACCCGGACACUUGCCGCUUCCCCUUGGUGGCCGCCCUCGUGCCGCUGCCCCUCCCCUACAUGCUGCUCCUCUACGCUGUCUUGCUCGCUGGUGCGAUGGGCGUGGCGGUGGGCUGGCGGUGGCGGGCGAGCUGUACCGUAUACCUACUGGGUUACUGGUACCUGCUGCUGCUGGAUAAGGCAACCUGGAACAACCAUUCUUACUUGUAUGGCCUGCUGACCGCCCUCAUGCUGACUGCUGAGCCCCAUUCCUGUUGGUCCGUGGACGCGAGAGCAGAAGGAGGUGCCAGACACGUGCCCUUCUGGAACUACUUCAUGCUACGUGCCCAGGUGUUCUUCCUGUACUUCUUCGCGGGAAUCAAGAAGCUGGACAGUGAUUGGCUGGCCGGCCACUCCAUGCGCCACCUGGGGGAGCACUGGGUGUUCUAUCCCUUCCGUGUCUUCGUCAGCGUCGACACCGUUGACUACUACAUCAUCCACCUGGGCGGCUUCCUCCUGGACCUCACCCUGGGCCCGCUCCUCCUGUGGCCACCCUCCAGGAAGCUCGCCCUCGUCUUUGGCUCUUCUUUCCACCUUAUGAACUCACAAAUAUUCUACAUUGGCAUGUUUCCGUGGGUGUGUUUGGCCACUCUUCCCAUCUUCUGUCGCUGUGAUUGGCCUCGCACACUGCUUGCCUCCCUUCCAAGGCUGCCACCACUUCCAGGACAAUGCCAGAGACGUGCUGAGGGAGGAGCACAGGCUAACGACGAGACGGUAAACAAAGAAAAGGUUGAAGUUAAAAGAGAAGGAGAAGAAGACAAGAAACAAAAGAACGUGACAAGAAAGGUGGAGGAACAUAAGGUUUUGCCGACACUCAAGAGAAAUAAGAAUUGUUUAUAUCCAGGUGUGGCGGGCGUGACAGGGAAGCAGAAGGCGACGACGGUGCUGGUGGCGUGUUACCUCCUCACCCAAUCCGUGCUGCCCUUCUCCCACUGUGUUACCAAAGGAUUCAACACGUGGACGGAGGGGCCCUAUGGCUACAGCUGGGACAUGAUGGUGCACUCCUGGGACACUCUGCACGUCAAGGUCACCGCCGUCACCACUGCAGGGGGACACCGUCUCUACGUGGACCCCAACAUGUGGGUGUCCAGUCCCCGGUGGUCUAGUCACGCGGACAUGGCGGUGCAGUACUGUCGCUGUGUGCAGAGUCGCCUCGCCGCCCUGGGACACCCCGUCACCGCCCUGCACCUCGAUGUCUGGAAGUCCCUCAACGGCAGAUUUCAGCAGCGGGUUUUUGAUCCAACUGUGAACAUCUUGGAGGCGCCCUGGUCUCCAUUCAGUGAGACGCCAUGGGUGCUGCCGGUGGUGACGGAGCUGGACCACUGGAGAGAGCGACUGUACCGACAGCAGGAGAGCAAGGAUGAGUCUGUGUCCCUCGCCGAGAAACUCUUCGUGGCGGACUUCCCGGGUCUGACUCUGGAGAAUUAUUUGAGCGCUGAUUUGGAGAACGUAACCCUGGAGGUGCUGAAAGGGGAGGUGGUGGUGCUCCUGUCGUGUCAGAGUGGCGUCGAGGGUCUCUCAAACGUCUUACAUGUUCCUAGGAGCGGCGACACUAAUGGCACAACACAUCGCCAGCAGAGGGAGGGUAUGAGAACUCUCGCCCACCAGCCUUGGCACACGGCGCAGGAACCAUCGGUAGAAAGCUUCAACUUCGAUAAAGAAAUAGACAGCACAAACUUGAAUACUGAACCUCAUGACCUCGCCGGGAGCAUUCAGAGGGCGCGACAGAGCCUUCAGGAGCUAGUUGGCAGUGACUACGAGGGGGCUGUAGGCUUGAUGGAGCUUCCCAGUGGCACGGCUAAGGUAAAUGUAUGCUCCGUGGCACUGUAUGUCGGUGGGAGCAUGAUCUUGCCCAGUGGUGCCUUUCAUUCUGUCACCACCACGUCCUCCGCGCCUGCUGUCUAUGCGUACACCUACAUCAAUGCGACGUUGAGGGAGGACGAAGAGAAGCGGAAUCAGACACCAAGUAGUAAUGCAGCAAGCGAGGCAUGCGCAGCAGAACAGGACAGUAGCACAGAUUCCUCCGAUACAGAAGACAGCAAGACACACGACAGACAGAGCCUUGUGGACGGCAACGGCGUCUACCACCCCACCACUGCCGACUUCCCUACAUUUGAAGAUCUAUUUAAAUUCAUCAAGCGGAAACUAGAGUUAUUCUGGCGGGCAGGAAGGCUGCUGCUGGCCGCCUGUCAUUGCCUGCUGACCAGCUCCUGUGUGAAGGUCGAGUAGCAAGGUGUAUCUUAACUGAGGACACACCUGGCAGAUCACCCAGUGAACGACAUCGAACAAUCUGGACACACUCAGAAGUUUGUUAUGCUACACUAUCCUUUCAUGAUCUUUACCUCUUCACCUCAAUCUUAAAUGUUAUAUUCUGUUGACAGUUUCCUUACAAAACCUAACGAUUGAUAGAUUCCACGAUCACCGAUCUUGGUAUUGAAGGGAACCGAAAUUCACAGUGAAAUUAUGUGCGACAAGCUACACGACUAGUGGCCGCUACUUCUAAGCAUCUAGUAGUGGAUAAGGUGGUGAGCGUGGGAUCGGGGAGACGUCCACGUGUAGGUUCGAAUCCCACCACGUACAACCUUAAAACACUUUGCCAUUUGUCGAGUUGUUUAAAGUUACCUACAUGUCACCA
Molecule: messenger RNA, 3357 nt
Organism: Portunus trituberculatus (swimming crab)
Lineage: Eukaryota; Metazoa; Arthropoda; Malacostraca; Decapoda; Portunidae
Product: vitamin K-dependent gamma-carboxylase-like
Biological process (GO): peptidyl-glutamic acid carboxylation
Molecular function (GO): vitamin binding; gamma-glutamyl carboxylase activity
Source: RefSeq, a predicted model, not a curated record